Messenger RNA from Penaeus chinensis, 10675 nucleotides. RefSeq lists its product as uncharacterized. NCBI's taxonomy places the organism in Eukaryota, Metazoa, Arthropoda, Malacostraca, Decapoda, Penaeidae. Gene Ontology annotation, molecular function: protein binding. The record is from RefSeq and is a predicted model, not a curated record. The transcript has 52 exons. The coding region runs from base 1844 to 10675 and encodes 2943 amino acids.
UCCUCCUCCGCCCUCACCUUUAUUUUUAAAACCUUGUUGCGUGAGUCUAUUUGUGUGUUUGUGCGCGUGUGAGUGCGCGUUUUUCAAUAGUGAACCUUGGGAGUCUAUUAAAAGAAGGCCUUGUGUGUGAGGGUGCCGAGGGUACAGAGGGUGAUCUCGUUUGCAAAUGAGUGAUAAGAACCAGGUCCUUUUGGUCGAGGCAUCGCGAGAAGCAAGCGCCAGUUAUCUCACGACCUCCACAAUAUCGAGAAUAUUGAUCUUGUAAUAUAUGCUUUCAUACGUUUUGCGGUGCUGUACAUUUAUUUAAUUAUGUUUUAUGUUUGUUUCUUUACUACGCAUCGGCCACACCUCACAGACUCUCCCCGUGCCCUGUAAUAUGACAGAUUUCAUGACAGAUUCCGUGACUCACCUGCACUUCAGGAGAGGAAGUCGUGGCGGACGACCAGCCGACCUCCGCGCUAGGCAGCUGGGGACUGAGUGGCUGAUGCUCGGGACUCGCCUUUUCCCUCCUUCUCCUUUUUGUUGGGAGCCUAAUUUGAGUGAUGGCAGAGAGAGUGUCGAGCCCGCGAACUGGUUAGACUCCCCGGGCUGCGUGGAAUGGCUGCCGUAGCUAGUAGAGCGAUGACGCGGAAAACGAGAGAGCCGGAGCUGCCGCGAUCCCCCAAUUCGGGCUUGUGGUGUGUUUUCGUUCAAAAAUGGCGAUGAAACAAUAACUUGCGAAGCCCUUCCGCGUGGGCAGGUGUGCCAGUCAGUUCCAGCAGUCGCAGGGAUGACUAUUCAAUAUUGGGAGAGGCGCGUAAGGGCUCUACACACUGAUGGAAACAGAAGACCUGGCAACAUAUCCAUCACUUUAGCAUAUUUCACCGUGGGCGGCCUCGAACCUCGCCCAGCAUUCGAAUUAGCGAAAUGGAUCCAGCGAGAUUGAAUGCUUAUUUUUCCCCUCAGCUGGAUUCAAGUGUCGCUGGUGCGGCCGCUGUGGCGUAUGGAGGCGAGGGUAAUAAUGCGGGGAAAAUUGCGAGGCAUUCGAUUAGCAGGAGGAAAAAGAGCACGGUCUUUUUCCUCCUCGGCAGUUGUGCUUUGGGUCAAGGACACAAGAUUGUUUCUGCUUCCUUUGUCUGAUUGAGAACCAUUAUCUUGCAGCCAGAGAACGACCGGCAGCGAGUGUGUGUAUACGUGACAAACAGAUUCAGAACUGGUCGAAGAGAACGCUAGAAAAUUUAGUUAAUUUCCCAAUGAAAUGAAUACAUAAAGCAAUGUGAUAUUUCGAGAGCAAUUAAUGGGCAAGCAAGAGUGUGUGUAGGAGCCGCACGCAGUCUGCGGCGCGAUCGGCCUUGAUAAGAAGCCAAGUGGUGGGCUGACAACACUGCUGACAACACUGAGCUGACGACACUGGGCAAUCGUCAGCCACCCCACGCCGCCCUCGAGCUGUUCGCCAUGGCUUCGAGGGACCGACGACGUACCACCAUGAGCCUCCUCGACCCCCUUCCCUAGACAACACCUGUUAUUACCAAUCAUUCCACUUUGCACAAUCCAUUCUCAGCCUGUGAUACUGUGGUCGGGUGCGCCACUGUGUUCUUAAAAGAGGAAAUUUCCACAGUUCCUCUCAGCUCACAUCCAGCACCACAUCCUCAUCUCCUCGAAUUCCCCUUCAACCUUGCGACGGUGAAAGCCACAUGGGCGUCACUGCGAGGUCUUCCGUCAGCAUUAUGACCCCCACUCUCUUUCAAGACACGUGUAGUGCUGCCUCAUCGAGCGUUCUGCCACUGAGUGUCGAGGUCCCUUUGACCCCGUAAGCUAGCCACCACCACCAUCCUCGAACUGUAAUUUGUUGUUGAGUCCCGAAAUGGCAGAGCGCCUCCAUCCCUGCGACGAUGAGGCGUCCACACCACUUCUCAGCACGCCCCUGUCUCUGUCCACCAUCACACCAGACCACUUGCCGCCCCGGCCCACCACACCCACCCUCACCGUCACACCGCCUCUCUCUGAAGCCUCACUCUCCACUACCAGCCUGCCUCAGCCGCACAUUAACACGACUCCCAUCACUAACUCUUUACAAACAGCUGUCACUAGCUCUCUGCCAUCGUCAUCGACUUGCACCAACACCACUUACUGCCUGUCGUCGCCUGUGACGUGUUCCACAAGCUUGCCCUGCACUGUGACAAUAUCUGCGGGCAUCUCUCAGUCUCUGUCAGAUGUUUCUAUCUCUUCCACGACGUCCUCGUACUCUCCCCCUCCCACGCCUCUGCUUGUGCCCAUGUCCUCUUCCUUUGCACCUGUGAUCUACCUCCGCCAAAACACUCCCGAGACCACCCCGGCCGCUUCCCCUGCCGCCUCUCCCACCAUCCCCUGCAGGCCCUUCCCCGAACCCUCCGUCCCUGCGCCGAGAACAGCCACAACCACCCAUUUACAACAUGACCCCCUGACGACACCCCCUAACAACUGCGACAGUUCCUUCAUCCCUCCCGCGCCUUCGACGGAUCCCACUGACUCCUCGGAUCCGCUCGACACGGAAACUGGCGACGACGAUGGCGAUGACGAGGAAGCGAGUAAGAGCGUAGGAUGUGUGGGGGGACUAACGCGCAGGGUGACACACCGACCCUCUCUGCUCACCCCUGCACCCGAACAGCACCAACGACGUGCUUCCCUGCUGUCCACGCUCUCCGUGUCACCCAGCACGGGGAGGCGUCCGUCUCUUGUCUCACUGCUGAGCGUCACGCCAUCCCUUGCCGCACGCCGUUUCUCCUUCAGCAUCGGUGCUCACGCCCGGUCGGACCAGAUGGUGUCGUUGAGCUUCAAGUCUCUAGAGUCGUACAUCUCGGAGGAUAACCUGACGGGGCUGCAGUCCUUCCUCGCCUCCCGCUCUGUGGUCAUCGACGACAAGGACGAGAAUGGCUCGACGGCGCUCAUCCUGGCGGCCAGUAAGGGCAAGCCGGAGUUCUGCAAAGAGUUGCUGCUGCACGGAGCCGACGUCAACGCCGAGGACAACGAUCAGUGGUCGGCCCUCAUUACGGCAGCGAAGGAUGGGUAUGAGGAGACGGUGGCGACACUCCUCGACAAUGGAGCCAACAUUAAUGCAAAGGACAUGGGCGGAUGGACAGCGCUCAUGUGGGCGUGUUACAAGGGUCAUACGAACCUGGCUAGACUGCUCCUGGCUCGGGGGGCGGACUCUAACACGCAAGGGCAGCACCACAUGAGCUCCCUCGUGUGGGCGUCCGGCAGGGGACACACGGCCAUCGUCAGGGAGCUCCUCGUACACGGGGCCAAGGUCAACAUCGGCGACAAGUUCGGCACGACGCCGCUCAUCUGGGCGUGCCGGAAGGGCUACUACGAGAUCGCCGAGGAUCUGCUCAAGCACGGAGCCAGCGUGGAUGCCUCCGGGAUGUACUCUUGGACACCAUUACUGGUAGCAACAAAGGGCAACUAUGUAGAUUUGGUGAAUCUUCUGCUGGAACAUCGGCCCAACCUUAAUGCCCUAGAUAAGGAUGGUGGUACAGCCCUUACUAUAGCUUGCAAGGAAGGUUAUACCGAAAUUGCCACAGCUCUACUUAAUGCUGGAGCCUAUGUCAAUGUACAGGAUAGAAACAGUGAUUCCAACCUCAUUCAAGCAGCAAGAGGAGGCCAUAAAGCAGUGGUAGAAGCAUUGCUUAAAAAGUACGCUGAUGUAGACUUGGUAGGGAAGGAGAGGAAAACCGCUCUCUAUUGGGCCGUUGAGAAAGGCCAUACUUCUGUUGUAAAGGUGCUAUUGAGUGCCAACCCAGACCUAGAGCACACCACCAAGGAUGGAGACACAGCUCUUCUCAGAGCAGUAAGGACCAAGAAUGCAGAGGUGGUGCAGCUGCUGGUGGACAAGAGGGCACGAGUUUCUGUAGCAGAUAAAAAAGGAGACACUGCCCUUCACAUAGCCAUGAGAGGUCGAUCUAAGAGGAUAGUAGAAAUAUUAUUAAGGAACCCAAAGAACAGUCAACUUUUGUAUCGUCCUAAUCGUUCUGGUGAGACACCGUACAAUAUUGACCUGUCAAACCAGAAGACAAUCCUUGGGCAGAUUUUUGGUGCCCGUCGUUUGAACACAAAUGAGGACAACGAGAACAUGCUGGGUUAUGACCUCUAUUCUUCCUCUAUGGCAGAUAUCCUUAGUGAGCCUUCUCUUUCAAUGCCUAUAUCUGUUGGCCUUUAUGCUAAAUGGGGUUCUGGAAAGUCUUUCCUUAUUCGCAAACUCAAAGAGGAGAUGUGUAGUUUUGCUCGCCAGUGGGUAGAACCUCUAUUCCAGUUCUCCCCUUUGGUGGUGCUGGUUAUAGUGCAUCUCUCCCUCUUGGUGGGACUCAUAGCAGCCGUUCCUACCAUUUCAUGGAAGAUAGGUUUGGCUGCAGGUGGAUCAGUGUUCCUUGUCAUUACGCUCUUCCUUGUGGCAGUUUGGCACGGCUCUAGAAGGAUUUAUAUUAUGUAUCUUAACUCUUUCCUUCUUUUAUUCUCCAAAAGGCGACCAUACCACGGUGCUCUCAUGAACCCUCUGUUGAUCACCUUGGGAGUCUUGGCAGCAGUGGUUGUGGUUGCCAACCUGCACACCCUUGCCAGGAUGUUUGGUUCACUUAUCUUCUCUCACCGCCGCCAUCUCAUCCGUCGUGUGGCGAAGCUUGAUACCAUCAAAGCUGAAGGGUAUCUACAAACCCUCAAGAGUGAGGUCAACCUUAUGGUGGAGAUGGUGAAGUGCCUAGAUGCCUUUACAGCCCAGCAAACAAGGCUUGUGAUUGUGGUGGAUGGGUUAGACAGUUGUGAGCAGGAGAAGGUGUUGUCUGUUUUAGAUGCAGUACACACACUCUUCACCGACUCAUCAGCUCCCUUCAUCAUUUUACUUGCCAUUGAUCCUCACAUCAUUACCAAAGCUAUAGAGCUCCAUGUUCAUCGGGUAUUCAAUGAAUCUUCCAUCAGUGGGCAUGACUACCUUAGGAACAUUGUCCACCUGCCGUUCUACCUACAGAACUCUGGGCUGCGCAAAGUCAAGCAGGCGCAACAGGCAGCUGAGAAGACCAGGGGAAGAUCACAGAGCAUGUGGCUGGAGGUAGAGACAGACUCUGUAAGCAUUGCCACAACCUCUGCUAUGGGUGGCAUUAGCCAUAUACCGUUAAAACGUGCAAUAUCCAGCGAAAGCGGAUUCAAUUUCUCCAUUCCUGCUAAUCGUCGCAUGUCAUCAGAGAGCGGUCUAAGUUCUUCCCAGAACCUUAGAAGAAAUAAUAGCAAGAGUAGCAGGAGAACUCUCAGGCCAUCAGAUUCUGUUGCUUCCAGUAUAGGCUCUAAUCUCAAUAGGGUUGGAGGUGCUCAGGAUCUAACAAAGGUGUUAUUAACAGAUGAUUACUUUAGUGACAUAAAUCCAAGAUCAAUGCGAAGGUUGAUGAAUGUUGUUUACAUCACUGGCAGGUUGUUAAAGGCAUUCCACAUAGAUUUCAACUGGUAUCACUUAGCUUCAUGGAUUAAUAUCACUGAGCAGUGGCCAUACCGUGCUUCAUGGCUCAUCCUGUUUUAUGAGGCCAAUGAGGACACCCUAGAUGAUAAGUGCUCUCUGAAGGAUCUCUUUGAAAAAAUCAAGAACCAGGUUCCAAACUCCAAGGAAGUUGAGCCUCUUUUGGAGAUGGACAAAGAGGAAAAGAAAUUUGAAAUCUUUCUCUCUAUGCACAAAAGUUCCUUACAUGUAUCAGACCUCAAAGUCUUCCUUCCAUUCACCAUUAACCUGGAUCCAUUCAUUAGAAAGGUAAUCAAGGAGGAUCAGCCACAAUUUGAUGACAUGGGACCACAGUUCACUGCCAAUCCUACUAGUCCUUGGUCCUUCCAACAGUAUGACCCACAGAAUAAAGUUACUACAACUCCAAGAAGACCAGUAAGAGGCAAUCAGAAGAACUCUACAGCCACCAUGCCACCCAUGAAUCCACUCAUGUGGGGUUAUGGUCCACCAUUCCUUCCUUCCAUCCAGUCAGCCCCAUCAGUUGACUUCAACCCUGUUCCCAUGAAUAUGAACACUGCUUCAAAUACUGCCAGUUUGCCACCUGAAGCUGCAGAUAAGAAGCUCUCCAGCUUGUCCAUUGAAGGUUUGUUUGAGAUAUUCAGCAAGGUUGAAGGUGUUUCCACAGGCAUGCUGUCAACCUACAAAGAAAGAUUCAUUGAGCAUAAUAUCAAUGGAAAAGUUCUGCUGCACUGUGAUCUGGAUGACCUGAAGAAGGUUUUGCACAUGAAUUUUGGAGACUGGGAGUUGUUCCGUGUUCUGGUGCUUGGCUUAAGGGAGCGUGAAGCAGAUGAGGAGUUUAUUGCUAAAAACGUCAGAUUCGCUGAUACGCACAUUCAGCGGAAUGGUUCUCAGGACCUCGAGGACAGCGCGGCUCCAAGUAGUCUGUUGAGCACUUCCAGUGGUGACGGUUCUCUCAUGCGAAGGGGGUCAAGUCGGGGGUCAUCCACCAUGAGCAGUAACAAGGAAAGAGAAGACCUUCAUGGAUCAGUCCGAAAAGUUACUAAGCAAAAUCUCCUAGCAAAGCAGGCAUCGCCACGAAAAUCCCCCAAAUCGUCCAUCAGAUCUCGCAGUGCUGGAUGUACAUCAGAAGUAUCUGAGGACCAACAGACACAAGAUUUUGAUGAUGAGGAGACCAUCAUUAAUCCCAAUGUUCCCAAAAUAAUCAUAGAGCAGGUAACCAUGGAAGAGCAGAUGAUCUUUGGUGCAUUGCAAACCCUAAAUGAGGAAGCCUGUGAAGAUGUACUUGAAGAGCAAGAGAAGGCUGACCUCGCACCCACAACCUCUCAUCUCUCAACAAUAACAUCAGGAGAGACUGGUGAAGGAGAGAGCUCUGUGGUUAAUGGAGGGGAGGAGAUGGAUGUAAUGUUCUUGCAGUCAUCACCACUUCUCUCUCAUCGCGUUGUAUCGGCACCAGCCUCAGAUGUGGAAUCCACAGCACCUUCCCAUGCCUCCAGCUUCUCCCCAUAUAAGCCGAACAAUGUGUCACUUUCCAGAGCUUCUUCAUUACGUUGUUCCUCAACCUCCACCUCACCUAAACACAGCACAAGUGACAAACCAUUAGGGGUGCCAACUCUUAGGAAUGAAGGCAGAGAGUCUUCACCAAUUGGAAGGAUUUCAGUGUCAAAUAAUAAUUCUCCACUGCGUCGUAGUCGACCCCAGUCACUUAAUCUGGGUCGUGGGCUUCAUGACCCAGAUGCCUCGAGUCCUGACACUCCACAGCAAGAUAAUCUAGAAGGCCACGGUAGAAAUCAUUCCUUUUCCUACAACAUCCCUUACCGCCCUAAGAAUUUCACACCAAGUUGCUCCUACGCCCCCGCCAUUAAUAUAACCUCCCAAUCCCUCCGACCACGUGCGCCAGUGUGCGGCCACCAUGAUGGCCCACUAAAGCACAGCUUUCUGCCCCAUCAAGAUGAUGCUGAAACAUCACCCUUAGUUUUGGCCACACCACUCCUCACACCACCACACACCAGUAGCCACCCAGACCCCAGAUUGUGCCCAACAUCUGCUGAUCGUGGAACGACCAACCCCAGUUGUCAGAAACAGGAAAUAGGGGUGGACCCACCCCAGAAUCUAAGAAGUAAAGACAACUGCAUGCUUCCAGGCACAACCCUACCUCCACCACAUUCCCCCAACACUCCCAAGCACCAACAAUCACUCCCACCCGCCCCCGCCACCGCCCAUGCCCAGCACCCAUGGCCUCCCCCAAUAGCAGGCACACCCCCGCCACUCUCCCCAGCAUCCCCUUCCACUUCACCACCUUUCCAAUCUCCAAAAAUCGUCUACAGUCUCCACAGUCGUCCAUCACAUCCGGGUCCCAUAACCUCAGUGCGCACUCAGUCUAGAUCGUCCAAUCAUUACAAUUCCAAAGAUCCCUACCCCAUCCUCUCCUACUACAAUCUACGUCAAUCACUCUACGAAGUCAUCAUCAACAACAAUCUACCACAACUCAAUACUCAUACCAGUCAUACAAAGAUGACCAAACUGAUCACUAGCUCAAUCCUCAAUCAUCAUACCCAAUCUCCGUCAUCAACGAUAUUGUCCGAACUCCUCUCCAACUCUCCGAAAAUUCAGCUCAAUUCAAGGCUUAGCAUAGCAGAAUUCUACAAUCUCACCCAAGUCCUCAAUCUCUAUCAUCGUCAAAUCUCUAAAGAGCUCACAAUCAUUCACUUCAAUCAUCAUAUCCCCUACAUCAGAUACGUUCUCACCUCCAACUCGAUCAUACCCGUCUACAAAAUCAACAUCACAUCUCAUCCUCGAAUCCAAUCCAAGACAAGGACUCUCCACUCUAAUAUAACUACCAUAACCACGCCAUCAUACCUUCCAACAACCCAAUACACUACCAACCCCAUCUCUACGAUCUCGUGUCCAAUCUUACUCUCCUCUCUUAUUAUCACAACCAAACUCAAAAGUGCCACAACUCACAUCUUCAAAUUCUCUCAGCAACCUACUCAUGAUCCUAAAUCCCUAUAUACUCUCAUCAAUCUCAAAUCAAGGCACGAAACUCAAUCAAUCGAGCAACUUCCACGAAACAAUUCCACCGGACUCAACCUCAUCUACCAAUAUCUCUGCAUCUCUUCCAGCAUCAACGCCUCCGGCUCACACACAACCAUACCUCCAAUCCACAACAUCAUCGACUCACUCCUCCAGAAUCAACACUCUCCCUCUCCCCCCCACUGCAUCAGUGCUCUACCCUCAUUCAUCUCUCACACUCCUACUGCCUCCUCAGCCACUCCCCCAACUACGAUCAUCUCAGUCUACUCGCAAAGUCGUUCACUCUCAAAAGGUACUCUGAUCCCCACCAGGAUUCUAGCUGUCUCCUCACCCACUCAACUACUGUACGUACCAAUCAGUUCAUCUACCAUUAACCUCUACAUCAAUACAAAAUCGUACUCCAAUCGACAAAAUCUCAGCAGCUCCAAUCUCCUGCAGUCCUCCCAGAAAACUCUAGGCUCAGUCCCGCCUCCAUCAAAUACCCCGUAUCGAAUACUCCUCGCACACUCUCAACAUCUCCCUCCUCCGAAACACAUUCAACUCAUCACCUCCUCACUACCACACAUCCGUCCUCACUCGCUAAUCCAACCAUCUGACACAUCUCACAGCUCUCCUCUCUCAACACGCUCACCUCAGGAAUAUCCCAAAACCCACACAACUCAUUCCAACGGGGGGGUCACCAUAUCCUCACAACUCAAUCACUCCAUCCGUCCGUGUCACCAACACAUGUCUAGACAAACACUCUCCAGUCUCGGAUGCUCGACUCCACCCUCUUCUCUCCUCUCGGAUCUGCUCGGCAUCAAUGGUCCUCUCCAUAUCCCAACAUCACGAGAAAUCAAAUCACCCCCACAACCUCCCCCGUCCCGACUACAACUCAUAUCACAAAAAUUCCUCCGUCCAUCAUGCUCUAAACGGCUAGCAGCUCCGGACUCACCUCUCCAAGCCUCCUCCUCAUCAACGACAAAGCUCAUCUUAUCUACUCUCAAUCAAUACUCACAAUCUGAAAAACUCUCAACUCUCGACCCAAUCCUAACAGCUAACAAUCAGAGAGACAAAAAACCCGUAGAUCUAAACCUACAUCAUUCGGAAGUCAAGCAAUCAAAGACACAUCUCUCACAGCUUCACGAACGCAACCAGGGUAGCACGUCGCUCUCCUGCCCAAUCCACCUAUUAGCUCGUCACCUACAGCUGCACAGUACUAAAGGUCAGCAGCGAUGCCACAAUUCGGAACCUCUCUUCAUUGAUUCUCAGCCCAUCACUUAUUCGUCUACUACGGCGAACAUAAAUUCUCUCUUCGCCUCAUCUAAAAUGAUCAUACUGAAAUUCUACUUUAUAAAUAAUAUCACACGACAAGCAGUAUCCCCCAACUUCAUCAUUGACUCGAUCUCACGACCAUCAGUCUCAGCAAGCUCUCAUCCUCAGACCGGAUCGUCCCACGCACAAUCUGCCGAAAGCCCCUCACCUCGCUGCUACCUCUCAUUUAAAGAUAAGUUCGCUUCUACAUCUCAUACUCCCCCUCAUAUGCUUCGUCACCCAUACUUACAUAAUCCCCUCAAUGAUCUCUUCCCUACAAUUUAUCAGUCCUCUCAGUCUAUCUCACCUCUACCUCGUCACCUACUCUCCAUCAACCAUCAUCAGUACUCUCCUAUAGCAGAUCACUCACGUCGAAAUUCGAAGUCUCUCUCCAACCAGUCCACUCGUGUCUCAACGACUCAUCUCCUUCUCAGCAUCGCUCACUGUCAUCAUCGCUCCUCCCGCAGCAAGUCGUCUCAGAGCACCUAUCCUCCAGCUCGCACUCUCACCCGCUCUCUGCCGUCCACGCAACCUACUUACCCCAGUAGAUCUCUGCAAACUCCUCCUGGUAUCCUCUUCUCCACUCGUCCGCUCUCUUCGGCUGUGCUUGGACCUCUCUCUCUCGAGAGCUCCUUCGCUCCGCUCUCAAUCACCAUAAUCUACACGAAUACGUCUCUCUACUCGUACUCUAGCACUCCCCGACACAAGGAAAAUUAUUCAAUUAUAGAUUUUAUUAUUAAAAUGGUGAGUGUGAGAGGACUCCUACAAUUAAAAAUCGAGAGAAAUGGAAUAGAAAAUCUCCAGAAGGUGCUCAAAUCGAAUCAAGAACGCUCGCGAACGCGCAAGAGAACCAAUUUCUCAAACAAACGAAAGCUAGAUGUGGACAACGACACCUAG